Oncorhynchus masou masou (cherry salmon) is the source of this 453-nucleotide messenger RNA. RefSeq lists its product as uncharacterized. The record is from RefSeq and is a predicted model, not a curated record. The coding region runs from base 1 to 453 and encodes 150 amino acids. Lineage: Eukaryota; Metazoa; Chordata; Actinopteri; Salmoniformes; Salmonidae. The transcript has 3 exons.
AUGAAACUGGCUCUUAUGAGGACCGCCACAGGACUGGAAGACCCAGAGUUACCUCUGCUGCAGAGGAUGAGACCUGUGUCCAUAGAUGAGAGACCUUUGCCCAUGGAUGAGAGACCUGUGUCCAUAGAUGAGAGACUUUUGCCCAUGGAUGAGAGACCUGUGUCCAUAGAUGAGAGACCUUUGUCCAUAGAUGAGAGACUUUUGCCCAUGGAUGAGAGACCUGUGUCCAUAGAUGAGAGACCUGUGUCCAUAGAUGAGAGACUUUUGCCCAUGGAUGAGAGACCUGUGUCCAUAGAUGAGACCUAUGAGAGACCUUUGCCCAUGGAUGAGAGACCUGUGUCCAUAGAUGAGAGACCUUUGCCCAUGGAUGAGAGACCUGUGUCCAUAGAUGAGAGACUUUUGCCCAUGGAUGAGAGACCUGUGUCCAUAGAUGAGACCUGUGUCCAUAGAUGA